AAUGCCUUGGCUAGUCCCACACCAACCUGGUUCUCCUGACAGCAUCUGAUUUGUGAACUGCUCAGUAUCGCUUUGUAUCUUCAAUCUUACAUUUUGCGUGACUCCGUAAACUCCUUCAAUGCUAGUGGCGUGGCUCGAAAAACAGAGCGUCACGGAGACCCUUUGGCUGCCAGGCAUCGCCAAUAGGUUCCCAGAUGCACCGUUUUCUGUCAUAAUCUUUCGGUUACCUCUACUGUGUGACGAGGCUCAUGUCAAAUAACGGAGCUGUAUCUUAUUUCAGGUGGGGUCACGCCAGCUGACUAGUUCGAAUCCGGAUAUCAAAAUAGAGAAUAAUAUUGCUUCGCGUCGUGCAGUCAGCUUACAUGGCGUAUCACCACAGCCUCAUCUUCGGUCUCGGCGGGAUCCCGUUGAUGAAAUCGUCAACGGUCGCGAACGCCGUCAGCGAAAAAGUAGCCAAACCAGGCGGGUUACCAGAACCAGUUCUAGAGCUCGCGAAAAGAGUGUACCAUAACACCAUACCCGCGUCGCUUAGCUUGACAGGAGGCGGAACCAUCGGGCGGAGCGGCGGCGGAACGAUCGGUCGCAGCGGCGGAGGGACGAUUGGCAGACGGAAGAAGUCGAAAAAGGACCAGCUUCCGUUUCCGCCGACGAAGCCUCAGCAAUGCGUUGAAGAAGCCAAGUUCCUGUCGAUCGAGACUGCCGCCAUAAUGCGAAAGCUGCUAUGGCUCUGGUCGACGAUUAGCCCUGAACAGAUCGAACGGCUGCGGACGAACCUCCAGGAGGACAAGGCUGUUCUCACUUACGUUUGCCCUGACCCCGCGCACCUAUGGACUCUAGCAGGCUUAGAGCUGAUGGAGGUCUUAGAGAGGAUGGGCGAGCGGGUGGCGGCAAUGGGCCUCAAGUGCGGGGAGAGGCGGCUACACCAGCUGGCGAAUGUGUUUGGGGAGAUGCGGCACCCCGAGACAGUCUUCUCACACUUCAGGCUCGACGCCCAGGAGCAGGAGACGCUGUUCUGCUUCAUGCAGGAGGAGGUGGAGAAGCUGGGGGACGUGCGGAGCUGCAUGGAGCGACUCAACACUCUGCGAUCCCUGCUAAGGAAGAAGAAGCCUGCACCCGCCACAAGCCUCCUCUCAGAGCUGCAAGCAGUCUCGGCUGAUACGAUGGACGAUGGCAGCAGCGACGGAAAGGGCGAGCCGGAGAAGGAGAGUGACUCGUCCUCUUGGAUGCCUCGGUGCGACCUGCCAGGGGCAGAAGAGAUCCUCAAACUGACGGCAACCAUAUCGGAGCUGCAGAGCCGGUGCCUGUGGUCCGUGGAGCUCGAUCAUGUGGUUAGGCUGCUGGUGCUGGCAAUCAUCCUACUGAGAGACAGAAUCAUAUCCGUCUUUGCCAUCAACGUGCGCUCCUCCGAUGCGUUGACUCGCGAGGACUCACUGGGCCGAGCCGGACUGGCGCUGCGAUACGCCAAGGUCAUCAACCUGGCGGAGAAGCUCAUGAAGUACCCUUUUAUGGCUGCCGGCAAUACAAGGGACGAGCUGUACGGCCUCCUGACCUAUAACACCAAGAAGGACCUCGCUCUGCGCCUCUCCAAGCCUGUCGCCUCCACCAAGUGCAAAGACACCAAGACAAAAGAUGCCGCCAGGGGAAAGAAUGCGGAGAACAGGGACGCUGAUGAGGAUAAGGAUGAGGAGGACGAGGAGGGGGGUGAUGAUGACGAUGAUCAAUUCACAUGGCUCAAGAAGCCCAGUCCGUUGAACGAUCCGCGAGGU
Molecule: messenger RNA, 1766 nt
Organism: Closterium sp. NIES-67
Lineage: Eukaryota; Viridiplantae; Streptophyta; Zygnematophyceae; Desmidiales; Closteriaceae
Source: the annotation of a GenBank genome assembly